AUGAAUAAAUUGGAAGUACAACUUUCCGAGCUGAUCAAGACAACCAUUUCUGAAGAAUAUAAAUCUUCCUCAUCAUCCAUAUCAUUGAACAGGAUUCAAUACUUGUCUAUACUUGAUCAUUUAGAAACAAUCAUUAAAAAACAAAAACAAGAAUAUUUAUGGGAAUUGAUUCAACACGUUCCGAUGGAAGUGAUGGUAGGAAAUAUUUGUCCAUAUUUACCUCUCGGAUUUUUAUUGAAUGGAUCUAUGUUUUUAGUGUGUAAGAGAUGGUAUGAAGGAAUUUAUGAAAGUGAAGGCUUUUGGAGAUUGGUUUUUACUCGGUUAUGGAAUGGAUUUAUAAAAACUCGAACACGUUGGAAUGAAAUUUCCCAAAAUGAUCACCCACAAGAGGAUGAAUAUAUUCGUGACCUGAAUGAAGUUUCUUCUGAUCCAUCAGAUUUCAAUCAUGAGACUGAAAAGUUUACAAGUAAGAUGGAUUGGAAAUAUUUAAGAAAAUAUUGCAUGAUGAGGAGAAGACGAUUUUUGGAAGCCGAUCAGCCAUUUAUUUCCUACAAAAUUGACUGUUACAGAACGAGUAUAAACCUGGACAUGAUGAAAAAUUAUAGCAAGUUUUUUGACUGUUUUUACUUGAAAUCAUUGCGAUCGGAUCAACAGGUACAUCAUUUUGGAAGUUGUUCCAAUUCCGAUGAAGAUGGCUAUUGUUAUAAUGUGGCAAUGCGACUGGAUUGCUUUAAUUCGUUAUCUCCUACAUGCAUUGCAGUUUAUGUGUUUUGUAAUGUGAGUUCGUUAGGUCAUAAUCGAGCCAGAGUUGCAGUUGAUAUUGAUGCAGAAAAGAUCAUGACAUUGAGUGACGAUGAUGACAAUGAUGACUCAACAAUGAACAAUGAUUAUACUCAUCAUUCACACAGGCUUCAACUUUAUUCAUUUCACAUCCUGUCGUACGAAGUAGAUCGCUUUUCGAGAGAAACAGUCAAUUAUCUUAAUGAAGAGAAUAUGUCAAAGGUGAGAGCUUGGUUUGGUAGUGACAAACAAACAGCUGCAUUGAAAAACCAUGAGUGGUUGUAUGUUCUUUUUGCUUCCAGUUCACUAGAAAUAUUAAAAGAGAUGUUGAGAAGCCAUUUUGUGCCCCUAAAUGAUAUGAAUACUGUACUGCUUGACAAGAUGGUCACUGGCUUAUCCAGUAAUGAGCUUUCAAUUUGA
Molecule: messenger RNA, 1200 nt
Organism: Naegleria lovaniensis
Lineage: Eukaryota; Heterolobosea; Eutetramitea; Acrasida; Naegleriidae
Exons: 1
Coding region: 1-1200 (399 amino acids)
Source: RefSeq, a predicted model, not a curated record